Cynara cardunculus var. scolymus (artichoke) is the source of this 2370-nucleotide messenger RNA. RefSeq lists its product as uncharacterized. The transcript is spliced from 4 exons. Lineage: Eukaryota; Viridiplantae; Streptophyta; Magnoliopsida; Asterales; Asteraceae. Bases 1 to 2370 code for a protein of 789 amino acids. The record is from RefSeq and is a predicted model, not a curated record. Gene Ontology annotation, molecular function: DNA-binding transcription factor activity, RNA polymerase II-specific.
AUGGGAGAAGAUUUGAUAACAACACCAGAAUUUUUCACCAACGAGAUGUUCAAUUCUCGGGAAGAAAUAACUGAGUUGGUGCACAAUGUGCGGCGUUCAGUUGGUUGUGUUGUUGUUACGAAAAGAUCAAAGACAAAGCCAAAUGGGAAUGUUUAUAAAGUUGUGUUUAUGUGUGAACACGGCGGAGCUUACAAAAAUAAAAUAAUUCUCAUUCGUCAUACGGRAACAAAAAAAUUUGGAUGCCCAUUUGAGUUGAUAGCGCUAUUUUCGGCUAAACAUAGUUGGUGGACGUUGACGGUGGUAUGCGAUGCACAUAAUCAUGUUCUUGCACAAUAUAUAGAGGGUCAUGCAUAUGCAAUGCGGCUAAAUGAAAUUGAAGCUCAACUAGUUGAAGAUCUAUCAGCCCAACAUGUCAAGCCACGACACAUCUUAUCCACGUUAAAGGGUAGACAUACGGGAAAUGCAUCUACGUCAAAAACAAUAUACAAUGAACAACAAAAGAUUAAGACAACAAACGAUGCARGAAGACCACAAAUGCAGGUUGUUGUUGAUUUUUUUGUUAACAAAAAUUAUGAUUUUGAGACUCGUGUUAAUGACGAAACAAACGAGUUGGAAGAUUUAUUCUUCAUUCAUCCAAGAUCAUUUGAGCUUUGGCGUGCAUUCCCACAAGUGUUAGUCAUCGAUGCCACAUAUAAAACAAAUAGGUACGACAUGCCUCUUCUUGAGAUAGUUGGUGUAACAUCGACCAACUUGACAUUUUGCAUAGCAUUUGUUUUCAUGCAUCAAGAAAAGAUAUCAAAUUAUACUUGGGCGUUAGAUUGUCUAAAGUCAAAAAUAUGCGAUAACUUUUACCCAGCUGUCAUAGUCACAGACAGAGAGUUGGCAUUGAUUAAAGCAUGUAGAGUGGUAUUUCCGGGUGCUAAACAGUUACUCUGUGUUAUGAAUUACUUGAACAAUGUAUGGUUGACACCAUAUAAAGAAAURUUUGUAUCUGCUUGGGUUGAUCAGGUUUUAAACUUUGGAAAUCACACAACAAACAGAGUUGAAAGCCAACAUUCCAAACUAAAAUUAUUUUUGGAAACUUCCCGAGCAGACUUACAAAGAAUUUUAUCUCACAUCCAUCAAGUAAUCAAGUCACAGGACACAUCGAUUAGAGCAAGUUUUGAACAAUGUAGAACGAUUAGGAAACACCGAUUUGGAAACUCACACUUUCAAAAUUUGUGGGGAUUUGUUUCAUUUCAUGCACUUGAUAUGAUUUACACUGAAAAUGAACGGUCUUUCCAAACUAGCGUAUUUUCUGAAAAGUGUGGUUGUAAAUUGCGUAGAAGUCAUGGGUUGCCUUGUGCUCAUGAACAAGCACUGUAUUCAUGUCAAGGCAUACCCAUUCCACUUGAUGCAAUCGAUAUAUUUUGGAAAAAACUUGAUUUUUCACCAUGUAUGUCCACACAAGAUGACGAGAUUGGAUGUGAUGAUGAAGUUCAAUUGUUCAAAGAAAAAUUUAAUAAGCAGUUGUAUCAUGGUCGUAAAAGCUUACUCAAAAAGUUGAAGGAUAUAAUAAUGCCAUCAAAACCGUUCGAUGAACCCUCGGUUCAUAGAACCACUCGUGGCCGUACAUCUACAAAGAGUCAAGCUUUGAAUAAAAGAAUUAUUGAAGACCGUAGACGUAGUUGUUCUAACGUGCCAUCAGUUAUUAACUCUGAAGAUUUGAGGCAUCAAGAAUCAACGAGGCAUAGUUCCUAUUUCCAACGACAACCCACCACCCGACAUCCGUAUCUUGAUCAAAUCCCGAGUUUAUUUCAUCCAUAUGUCAUACAAAUACAAGAUGUAUUAGGCGAUGGAAAUUGUGGAUUUCGAGCGAUAUCUACUUGUCUGGAUGGUCAUGAAGACAAAUGGGACAAUAUCCGCAAAGAGUUAAUGAUUGAACUAACUGAGUAUGGACAAUAUUACUCCUAUGUGAUUGGCGAUGAGUGCUUACGCAUUCACGAAGCGCUAAUUUUUUUCCAAAAGGGCGUCUUUGCACCAGUUGCACAUUGGAUUGUUAUGCCUGAAAUGGGCAUUCUAACGGCUUCCAGGUUCAAUGUCAUACUGCAUGUUCUCAAUAUGGCAGGCAGUGUGACAUACUUACCGUUUAGGACACAACCUCUGUCGUCAUCUCAACACGUUGCAAUUGCAAUAGUGCAUGUUAAUGGUAACCAUUACAUAAAGGUGGUAUUAUAUGAAGAAUAUCCAAUGCCCACAUUUACGCACCAUUGGACAUGUUAUCGUUUUGAAGAUGCAAGUACAUGGAUUGUCCCGUAUCAACAUAGAUUCAAUGCAUAUGAAGAAUAUAUAGAGCGUACUCUUACUCGUGAAUAUGUUGAUUUAACAUGA